AUGGUGAUCGACGUUAGCACUUCAAAGAUCUCUUCUUCGUCUUGGUGGCGAAGAGGCAAAUUCAUAGGCAGAGGCUGCUUUGGCACGGUGAAUCUCGCCGUCAACAAAUCCGACGGCAAUCAUAUCUUCGCCGUCAAAUCCGUUGAUCGUGCCAAAUGUAUUCCACGUCAGCUCGAGUCGUUGGAAAACGAAAUUCAUAUCCUCCGUUCUGUCUCGUCGUCACCACACAUCGUGAGGUUCCUCGGCGAUGACGUGACCCGAGAAGGAACGAGCUCGUACCGGAAUAUGCAUCUGGAGUAUAUGCCACGUGGUACUCUCGCUGACGUGGCGGGUCAGGGCCUUGAGGAAAAUCUGAUCAGACGGUUCACGUGGUGUUUGGUCUCUGCGUUGAAGCACGUGCACACGUGCGGCUUCGUCCACUGCGAUGUGAAGGCAACAAACGUUCUUCUGGGAGAGGAUCCGGGUUCUGCCAAACUCGCGGAUUUCGGUUCGGGUAUAGAGAUUCGACCCGGAAAGGGAGACAGAACCGGGUACGAGGCUCGUAUGCUUCCACGUGGCAGUCCUCUGUGGAUGGCGCCGGAGGUUAUUCGUGGCGAGUUUCAAGGUCCCGAGAGCGACGUGUGGUCUCUUGGUUGUACGAUCGUCGAGAUGAUCACCGGAAAACCGCCUUGGGUUGACGACGGCGUUGAAGCUCUGAGAAUGAUCGGAUUCUCCGACGAAAUGCCGAAAUUGCCGGCGAGGUUAUCAGAAAUCGGCCGGGAUUUUCUCGGGAAGUGUCUGAGAAGAGAUCCGAGUGAGCGAUGGAGCUGCGAUCAGCUGUUGCAACACCCUUUCCUCUCGUCUUCUGCUUUACAGGCAUCUCCGAGGCAUGUAUUCGACUGGGUCGACUCGGUGUUCGAGGAAGAUGAAGAAGCAGUAGUGAGUGAGUCAGUGUCCGAGUCGCAUUCGAAUUUCGCCAUGGACAGGAUCGGUCAAUUAGCAACGAGCAGAGGGGUAAUUUGGGAAUCUAAUGGUUGGUUGUUCGAGGUUCGGAUUACGAAGUGGAGGAGACACGUCAGCUUGUUCCUGAUUUUUCAUGUACGGAACUUGCAACGGUCAGGACAAGUGCAUCGUGUUUUUAUUAUCCGACGUGGCAAAUAA
Molecule: messenger RNA, 1140 nt
Organism: Microthlaspi erraticum
Lineage: Eukaryota; Viridiplantae; Streptophyta; Magnoliopsida; Brassicales; Brassicaceae
Source: the annotation of a GenBank genome assembly